UGCGUUGGUUGCUUCCCUGACAGCUACAGGCAGCUGUGAGGGAGUCUGAGAAAAGGAAAGAUUACAGUACAAAUCUUCUGCGUAGAUGAAAAACUUGAAACAACUGAGAAGUCUUGUGUCAGGAAGGCAGGCAGGGAGUGGGCUAAUGUGUUACUGAACUUAAUGUGAGCAUUUUGUAAGCCUGUAUAGAAAUCAAGUUGGAACUUGGACCUGGAGUUUUGUUCUUUCACAUGUACAAACCUUCCUGUUCUUCUGUUUGUGUUGGGAAAUACUGAGCAAUGGGACAAUCAGCACAGAACACGGACACCAGCAGAGUCCAUAUGUUUGGCGUGUCUCUUUCGGUGCCCUCAGUGAGGUUUCUGUCCUGCAGUAGAAACCAGGGGAGUGAGUGGCGCUCGUACGAUGCAAGAGUUUAAAUACUUCAGGGAUGGGGCUACAGUGGUGAUUUCAUUCGAUGGUUUGAACUGGCUUUCUAAAAGGAGAUGCAGUGAGAAAGGAACCAAGAGAAGGGAUGAAGAGCUCCAGUCGUUGAUGACCUCAGGUCAGAUGAUCCGGGCUGCUGAGGAGCAGCCGAUCACAUGCUUCUGUAUCCUUGAACAAAGAGGAAGUACAGCCCCUCAGUUAUGGAGGAACAGUGACUGUAGAUCAAGCUUGGUAACAUGGCCGCCAUCCCUCUCUAUCUCCCUUCAACACUGUUGUCUUCCGAAGGAGCCCAGACAUCGUUCAAAGUUCACUCCUUUAGCUUCUUUUGUGUCAAACUUCCCGAAGGAGGCCCAGUGGAUGAGACUUAUUUUAAAUAUGCGGGACAUUUUCAGUUUUAUGAAAAAGGAUUUAAACAUUGUGACCCUGCAGGACACUCUUACAUUAGAUCAUAAUAGCUUUAUCAUUUUCUGUGACGAGGACAUACUGCUGCAACGCUUUGGUGACACUGAGGAUUGUAGGACGUCUAUAGGGGAUACUGGUUGGAGUAUCAGUGAAAACAACAUGUUAAGUGAUUUGAAAAUCUCCACAGCCCACUGGCCCCGCAGUCCCAGCACCGACAACUCAAAGGAGAUUCAACAUGAACCGGUCUGCAGAGACAGUUUUAACACAUGCAACUUUAAAAGUCUUCUGAAAUCCUGUCGAAUCUGCAGCGCUCCACAGGUUUUGUCUGGGAGGGACAGGAAUGUAAAAAAGAAAAAGAGCGUGUCCUUUGAUGAUGAUGUCACAGUCUACCUGUUUGAUCAGGAGAGUCCCACCGUGGAGCUGCACUCUGGGCCCUGCACAUCUCUGCCAAGCAGCUAUUCCUGCAACCUGCCAGAUGUCAUAUUAGAAGACAGUGGUUUGGAGUGGGAGGACGACUUCUCAGCCUUGGAGAAGAGCUGCCAUUUUCAGUGUGUCAGACACUCGAUAUCUCAGCAAUACACCCUUUCCUUGCCAGAGCAGAGCUGCACUGCUCUGCCCAGGCGUUUCUGUCUGUCCCAAACCUGCCUGUUCCUCACCCAUGUCACUGAGUCAGACCUUGAGCUGUGAGAUAAAGGGUUCGUGACACACGUAUACACACACAUAACAGCCAGCCUUGGCCUAAUGGAAAAACUGACUAAUCAUCCAGAUCUCGUCCUCCUCACCUCUAACUCGUCUGCCCACCCACCCCCCUCCUCUUUUACGAUGAGUCAGGGAUUUUAAUGGAUUUUUUCCCUCCCUCUUCUCCAAAUGGAUUCAUAGCACCUGGCGUUCAUGACAUCACAGCCACGCAGGACUGUGUGACAGUGCAUUCAGCCUUCACAGUUGUUGGUAUUACACGAUCACUGGCUAUGAUGUGAUAAAACAGCCAGUUGCCUAACAGUGCUGGUACCUUUCCAGCUGUAAACCUGUUUGGAAGCUGUUUUCCAUGCCAGGUUGUGUCCUUGGACCUGAAACAUUAAUGUUUUAAAUUCCAAAUUACAUGAGUUUAAUAAACUGUCAUUAGUGUCUGGAAUCCCAUUUUAUCUUUAAAUUGUUGUAUUCAGCAAAUUCCAGGUUAAUCUUGGGACUAUACUAAGACUAUACUGUUGUUUAUACAGUUUGUUUUGCUAAAACAGAGCAUGCUUGUGGAGGCCCUGUUUGCUUGUCUCAUUACUGAAGUGUAUUCAGCUAAGAAUUUAUCAGCGGCUGUGGCUAAAUAAACAGUGUAAGCCUUAGGGCCAAUGGAGGCAGAAACUGAACAAACUAAAAGUAAUAGAUAAUGUUUCCACAGAGCCAGCAUCAGCAAGGUUUGGUUGAUUAGAUAUAGUGUACCUGAAGAGGAAAGGAAACCUGGCAGGACCAGUCUUAGUACACACACACACACACACACACACACACACACACACACACACACACACACACACACAAGCUGUUCAAGGACAAAAAAAGCUAAUAAAAAGAGCUGGGAGCUUCACACCUGUAGCUACAGUAUUGUUGUUGUUACACAUUUGUAAUACUCAGUGUUAAUGUUACUAACAGUCAAAUUACACUGAUGUUCUUUAUCCAUAAACUGAUCCUGGUUAAUGGCUUAUUUUUAACUAGGCUACCAUAAAGUAGGCUAUAUUUCUAUUAUUGCUACUUUUAUUUAAAACUAGUUAAAUUUGCUCUGUCAGGUUCUUCUUUAAGCUAAUGUGCCACUUAGCCUUAGAUUUGUUACAUUAAAAAGUAAAGCAUCAGAAUUAUUUAGUAAUACGCUAUUUAGACAGAAACUAAACAAAAAAUGUUAAGUAAUCAACAUUUCCCCCUUAUUAAUUCAUUAAAUACUUUACGUAUGUUGCUGCUACACUGUUGCUACAUUUUCUGGUUAAGCUGCGCUUCCUAGCUGCUAGCUGCUAGCUUGCGCAUGGCUCUUGCUCAGUGUGUCGCUGUGGCUCAGAAACUUCAUGGUUUUAUAUGAAAAAGUUCUAAAUUAACUUAAGAGGACAUUUCUUAGCUUUAAACUUCACAAAUUUGGAAAUAAUGCAUGGGAAGAACACAAUAUCUACUGCGUUCAGUCUGCCAACAUUAAACACCUUUGUUGUUUACAAUAUUUAAUACAUUAGUUAAAAAAGAAGAAACCUACAGUUAUUUGAUAACAGAUGUUAUUAUCAGAUUAGUCAAAUUAUCAACAAAUAAAAAUGAACAUGAUAGAGGGCAGAACUAUAAGCUUGUAAUAGAAAUUUAUCUAAAAUGCUUUUAAACCAGUUACAUUUUCCUUUUCUUUAAGUUAGAAGUUUACUUUCAAUAAUUCAGUUUAAUCUAAUGUAAGAAGUGGAUAUUUAUUCAUUUGGAUUUUUAAAUAGAUAUAUAUAUUUGAUAGUUGAUAGUUUAAGAAUAAAAUAUAAAAAACAUACUAUAGGUAUGGAAAAGACAGGCGUCUAGAAAAAGCCUCAAGAGACUGUGGGUUAUUUCUGAUUCACACUGUGCUGUGAAACAUGAUUUGACUGUAUGAAUGGUCAGUCAGUAUAUCUCACUGCCAUGACACCACCCUUUCUCUACUCCACUAUCUAUCACAGUCCGAAGGGACAAUAAUCCCAACUGCCAACAGUUGUGUUUUGGUCCCCCAGGUCAAACAGACAAGGUGGGAUACAGCAGAUCACACACACAAGAGGGGAAGGGGUGUGUUUGUUGGUCAUUAUUUAAAAAGGUUUACUGUGUUAUGUGUGUUCUGUCCUUUUUUUUCCCGGCCGUUUUGAUCAGCGCAGUAGUUUGACGGCAUCUGUUAGCUGUCAUUACAGGAAAAACAACAGUGUUGUGCAAAAAGUUUGUUAGUCUGGUAAAAAGUAAAUAAUGUGACAAAGUUUAAAUUAGGCCUGGCCCUGCCUCUGUACAUUCAGGUUUAGCCUGGAGGACUGUAUUCAAAUAAAGCAGCGGAGGGUGAUAAGCCACAAUGGAAAUUAUGUUAACUGCUUAGAGUUAAAGGAGUGGAUGAGGAACAAAAACACAGGGUUUCCGUUGACUGUCUCAUUUGACUUAGAAUAGGCCAAGAAUUAAAUAUUAGAUAGAGUUCAACCCAUCAUCUGCAGAGUGUCACCUUUUUCCUACAAAACUUGCAACUUAAUUUAGUUUUCCUUCAAAUCACAUACAUUCAUGUAAAUUACUUUUAGUGGCUUUUAAAAGAGACUGUAAAACUAUGAUACAACGCCAUGGUGCUAACUCUGUGAUGUUUCUACUUCAGGUAUAAUGAUAUUUGGAAAAACACAUUUCCUUUACAUUUUAUGUAUGUACAUUCACUCAAGCACAUACACUUUUGACUUUACUUGUGUAUUUCCAUUUUGUGCUGCUUUAUACUUCUACUCCACUUAGAGGGAAAUACUGUACUGUUUACAUCACUACAUUUGUUUAAUCGCUGUACUUUUUCAAUUGUACACAUUCAGUCAGUUUAUAAAAUAUGUUGCAUUGCUACAAAUUAAACUACCCUGUGGUAUAUAAAGCAGUUAAAAUAAGUGCCACUGCUUAAUGCAUCAGUCAUUAUGGUGUGAUAACAACAGACUGGAGCCAGUGGCCAUGGUGAGUAUGCUGUGUACAUUAUGCUGCUGAUACUUUUUAACUUUUAUGUAAAACUUUGAAUACAGACUUUGUUGUUGUUGUUUUUUUUUUACUUUAACUUACAUUUUCUGAAUACUUGUUCCACUACCAAGUGCUGGGUUGUCAAAUAAUGUGGUCAAACAUUUCUUUCUUUCUUUCCUAUUAGGAUAGGCCAUUUUUGCACAAAGCCAGAAAUCAUGUAGUGUUGUGACAUUGUUGCAGCAUUUGGAGAGAGAGAGAGAGAGAGAGAGAGAGAGAGAGAGAGAGAGAGAGAGAGAGAGAGAGAGAGAGCACAGAGCUGGAGGGAGCGGGCUGGCUCUGUGAUUGGCUGAGCAGCGCUACGUGUACAUCAGUCAGCUACAGGUAGCUCACAUGUGACAGUUAUCAGAUUGUGUGUGUGAGUGUGUGUGUGUGUGUGAGUGUGUGUGUGAGUGUGUGUGCGUGUGUGUGUGCGCGCUGCACGGCUCCGCUCUGCUCUUUACGCGAUGGUGCUGUGGAUGAGCGGCUGCAUGGGGACGGCGUUUCUGUAAACACUCGGGAGGAAAGUUAGUGUUAAUAACUUCCAAGGCCUGUUGAAGCUGUGAGAUCUAUACUGUUUAAGAGAGAGUGAGGCAGCAGGAUGAAGUCCAAAGGGAAGGCUGUGAAACCAUCCAGGAGGCCCUGGUCUGACCCCGAGCCCGAACUUGAACCUGACACAGAGCCAGGCUCCAGUGAGCAGGAAGGCUCGGAGGCUUCGGUGCCGAUCGGCGGCUCCUGGAGGGGGUCGCUGAGGGACGGGGCCGGCAAGCGCCAAGGAGGAAAGGGCGGAGGCCGGCGACGUAGGCAACAUGGCUCCAGCAAAAAGGAACGCAGCGUCAGGCGGCUAGAGAGCAACGAGCGGGAACGCCAGCGCAUGCACAAGCUCAACAACGCCUUCCAAGCAUUGCGCGAGGCCAUCCCCCACGUCAAGACUGACAAGAAGCUGUCCAAGAUCGAGACACUGACCCUGGCAAAGAAUUACAUAAAAUCCUUAACCACCAUCAUCCUGGACAUGUCAGGGGCCUGCCUGCCUGCUGGUGGGGACCCUUCAGAGUCCAGCGCUGCCAAGCUGCUCCAGUGCUACCAGCAGCACCUGGAGGAGGAUGGGGAGGAUGAUCUCACCCAGUACCUCACCCACGUGCACAACUUCAGCAAGCGCAGCUAACAGUGGCUGCAGUGUGGUUGUGAGACCAGGAGAGCCACCAGGAAGCUGUCACAGAGGCCUGGGUAGACUUUUGGGGCCAAAUCUCAAACUAUAUCCAGUUCCUACGUGCGCACCACUCUGGGAUCUGGUCAAAAGUGUUGUUCACUGUAGGAACCGGGUGCUGUGGCAGAUCAUAGACCUCUGUCAAUAAACCCAUGCUUGACCAAAGCAAGAGGUGGGCUGUGUAGAACUUGCCCUUCAUACGAAAUAUGGAAGGAUUUGAGGACCAUUCACCUUACAGACACAAAGACUGCAGACUGUGAAACCCAGAUGGAUCGUGGUUAUGUAGAGUGAAAUGUGUUGUUGUGCUCAGAAAGGAAGGGCUAAUCUUUUGCCAUUCUCUUAUUUCUCGUCUUCUUCGAUAUGAGCCUGAGCAGGAACUCUCUUUUGUGUUAUCUUGUGAUCUGCUUGUGUGUUUUCUGUUGAGAAACCUGCUCAUUGUAGCCUCCAGUCAUAACUGUCACAUUCAGGAAAAAAAGAAAUGCAAGCAGCGGGUAAAAACAUUUAAAUGUUGGAGCUAGAAAGUGUGUUUGCUUAUUUGCUGAUGAGGAUAGUCUACCGGCAAGUUGACAGUUGAUUAACUUGUCUUCUUAAAGGUUGUGCGCCCAUAGCUUGGAGUCCCAGAUGAUGUUUAAAGUGCGUGUUAUUUGACUUUUUGUGUGUUGAGGCAGGACUCUGUAGUGAAAAAGAGGAGAAGAGAAACUAUUUGAAGAGUUAUUAUCAAUAAACAUUUAUUUAUUGACAA
Molecule: messenger RNA, 6458 nt
Organism: Dicentrarchus labrax (European seabass)
Lineage: Eukaryota; Metazoa; Chordata; Actinopteri; Moronidae
Gene: bhlha15
Product: basic helix-loop-helix family, member a15
Exons: 8
Coding region: 5111-5674 (187 amino acids)
Biological process (GO): protein phosphorylation
Molecular function (GO): protein kinase activity; protein dimerization activity
Source: RefSeq, a predicted model, not a curated record